GUUCGACUGUUCGGGUGGCUUGUAGUAGUUGAUUGUGUUUUGUUUUUAGUGUAGUAAGUUUAAGCUAGUUCAAUUAAGUGCCACUGUAUUCUUAUAAUUCAAUACUCUUAAUUAUAGACGAGAAGGAAGGCGUAACAUAAAAUGAAGAUUCUGAUCCUUAUUGUGGCCUUUGUGGCGGCAGCUAAUGCAGUGUCCAUUUUCGAAUUAGUCAAAGAGGAAUGGCAAGCAUUCAAGCUGCAACACCGCAAAAAGUACGACAGUGAAGUCGAGGAACGAUUGCGAAUGAAGAUCUACGUACAAAAUAAGCACAAGAUUGCCAAGCACAAUCAGCGGUACGACCUGGGCCAUGAAAGAUAUCGUCUAAAGAUUAACAAAUAUGCCGAUUUGUUACACGAGGAGUUCGUUCAAACCCUGAAUGGCUUCAACCGUACCAAUCCCAAACAAAUGCUGAAGGCAGUCAAAAUCGACGAACCUGUUACAUUCAUCGAACCAGCUAAUGUCGAGAUUCCAAAAACCGUCGACUGGACAAAGAAAGGCGCUGUCACUCCUGUGAAAGAUCAAGGUCACUGCGGAUCGUGCUGGUCUUUCUCGGCUACCGGAGCGCUUGAGGGUCAACAUUUCCGCAAAACUGGAAAACUUGUAUCCCUAUCCGAGCAAAAUCUAAUCGAUUGCUCCGGUAAAUACGGCAACAAUGGCUGCAAUGGAGGAAUGAUGGAUUUCGCCUUCCAGUACAUUAAGGAUAACCACGGUAUCGAUACGGAGAAGUCUUACCCUUACGAGGCUAUCGACGAUAGUUGCCAUUUCAAUCCGAAAGCGGUCGGAGCAGUCGAUAAGGGAUUCGUUGACGUUCCUCAGGGUGAUGAGUCAGCCUUGCAAAAGGCUUUGGCAACGGUAGGACCGGUCUCUGUUGCUAUCGACGCUUCCCACGAAUCGUUCCAGUUUUAUUCGGAAGGCGUGUACUAUGAGCCACAGUGCGACUCUGAGAACCUAGAUCAUGGUGUUCUGGCUGUUGGAUAUGGUACAAGCGACGAAGGCGAAGAUUAUUGGUUGGUAAAGAACUCGUGGGGAACCACCUGGGGUGACAAGGGUUUUGUCAAAAUGGCCCGUAACCGUGAUAACCACUGUGGUAUUGCUACUGUGGCAAGCUAUCCUCUGGUCUAACUGCACCGUGGUCCUAUGGUUUUAUGUGAUCGAGCUGUGGCUUACGAGUAAGAAAAAACGUAUUCUUUCUUUUCAUUUCGGCAUUAGAUAUUAAUGCUACUCACUUACCCGCUUGAAGGUGUUUCAUGCAUUGUUUUACGAUAGGCCGUGCCAAAAAAUACUUUCCAAUUUAUGUGGGAUAUUGAAUAACAGAAUAAUUUAAAUGAACAGUUCGAACAAGUUUCUAAACUUUUAUUUCUAUAUUAGUUUUGUGAGAUAUUAUCUGUGAAUAUGUUAGCUGAAGUUGAGUAACGUAAUGUUUACAAAUAAAUCUAAAUAAGUAAGUACAACUU
This is a messenger RNA of Sabethes cyaneus, 1493 nucleotides long. RefSeq names its product cathepsin L. The record is from RefSeq and is a predicted model, not a curated record. The coding region runs from base 142 to 1161 and encodes 339 amino acids. The transcript has 6 exons. Gene Ontology annotation, molecular function: cysteine-type endopeptidase activity. NCBI's taxonomy places the organism in Eukaryota, Metazoa, Arthropoda, Insecta, Diptera, Culicidae. Gene Ontology annotation, biological process: immune response. Gene Ontology annotation, cellular component: lysosome.